ACAGAAAGAGGAAGAAGAGAAGGAGGAAGGAGACACACAGACAGAGACAGAAAGACAGAGACGGACGGACAGAGUGAACAACAUGAGAGCUGAGGAGUGAACCGUUGCUGUGCUGAUCUGACACUGCCUUCUGUCCAUCUGUCCGUCCACCUGCAGACAUGUCCUCGUCCAGAGGGGACAGUAAGACAGCGUCCCAGUUUGUGUCUCUGACCAUGAGGCUGAAGGAUAAGCUCCACCCACAGAGGGUCAGACGCUCCGAGCGAAUCAAACACACCCCGUCACAGAGAGUCAAACCGCCUGACCUCGACCUGCAGCACAAGGACGGUGGCGUGUUGGCGGACCAGCAGCGGGCCGUCAUCAGCUCUCUGCAGUACUUCAAGGCUCUGGUGGACAGACUGGGAGUGGACAGACAGGAAGUGGACAAACUGGUCCAGGACCAGUGUGUGGUGGGCGGUCUGCUGGGCGGAGCCUCUGGUGGCAUCCUGGAGGCAGUCCAGACUCUGGUCCAGCUGGAGCCACACCUGCACAACAGUAAGACUGUCUCUUGCUGUCUCACUCGUCUCUACUCGUCUCUGGCUGAGCUGAUUCGCUGGGCUGAUCAGGUGAUGCUGCAGGGUGUCGCCAGCGGCAACAAAGAGUCCACAGCAAGCGUUACCACGGUGAUCAGGGCGGUGCUGGACGGGGUGAAGGAGCUGGUUCGAUUGGCUGCAGAGAGAAAAGACGGCUCCGCCCCCUCAUCUCCUUUCCAAUCACAGCCUGCCGUGGGACAGACAGGCGGGUCAGGUGUCCAGCAGACAUCAGACAGGAAGUCCACCUGCCAGAGUCCAGGAGCUCCUGCAGAGGACAAAGAGGAGGAGGGGACUGUUGAUGCUCCUCCCAAACCUCCAAUGCCUUUCACAGAGCUCCUCCCCCAGGUGUCCCCUCCACAGGUGUCCCUCAACCGGGUGUCCCUCCCCCAGAUGUCCCUCGACGAGGUGUCCCCUCCACAGGUGUCCCUAAACCGGGCGUCCCUCCCCCAGAUGUCCCUCGACCAGGUGUCCCUCCCCCAGUUGUCCCUCGACCUGGUGUCUGUCCCCCAGGUGUCCCCUCCACAGGGACUCAGUCCACCAGCCCUGCCACCCAAAAAACGUCAGUCGUCAUCAGGCCCCGCCCACUGCAGGGUCGCCGUCGUAGCACCGAUGAGACGAGAGCCUGAAGUGGACACACAGGAGGACGAGUGUUUGAAGCGUUUCUCGUCUUCGUCGGCUGCUGAGGACACACACUGUGAGGACGAUCCGGACUACGACUUCCUCCACACUGACCUGUCCUCCUCUGAGACUCUUCCUCCUCUUCUUCAGCCCUCCUCCCCCCCCCCUGCCCUGCCGGAGAAGACUCGUGCUGCAGGAACCAACUCUCAGGCCCAGACUUCAUUUGGGUUCGAUCCUGCUGCCCAUAAAGAGAGCCCCGCCCACUGUGAUGAUGUCAUUGGUCCUGACGAGUCACUGUCUUCCCCUUUGUCCCCCAGCAAGACCCCACCUCCCCUCCCUGAGAAGAAACGACACAUCCAUCAGUACCUGCAGGUCUGUUCUUCCUACAGCGCUCAGGCAGCCGCCAUGUUCUAUCCACGACCUUUGACCCUCAGUGAGCGAUACAACAGUAGGCAGCGAGAGGUGGAGACCACCUACCAGCUCUCACACACACACCUAGACUCACAGACGUUAGACUCCACCCCCUCACCUGAGCUGCUUCCUGCUCCAGUUCUACCACCGAAGAAGAGACAACAGGACUCAGCUGGACCGUACGAAGAGAACCAGACCAGAGACAGUGUCCAGCAGGAGGCAGAGUAUGGCAGGAGGAGCAGUAAGGAGCUGGAGGAGCAGGAGGAGGUGUUACUUAUCGACCAGCAGAAGGUCCUCCGCAGAAUCACAUUCAAAACUCAGGAGGAGGACGGGCCAGACGUGAAGGCAGCCUCUCCUGAGAUCCUUUUGGUCUACGCCACAGAGACUGACAACAGCACUGAGCACGUCCUGUACCGUGAAGCCUUCCUCUCCACCUACAGAAGUUUCAUCAGCCCAAAUAAUGUCAUCAGCAAACUACAGUACAGGUACAGACAUCUGUGUGACAGACAUGAGCCUGCACACCUGACCGCUGCCAAGAACACCUUUCACCUGCUGGUGCGAGUGGUUGACGAGCUGUGUGCGAUCGAGCUGGACUCUGAUUUGCUGCUGCUGUUGAUGGAACUGGUGUUCAGCCUCCUGACUGGAGGAGAGCUGGGACUGGCCCGCCUGCUGCGCUCCAACAUCCUGUCCAAGAUGGAGCAGAAGUGGCAGCUGAUUGGCUCACCUCAGUCACUCCGCCCCCUUGCAGCCAGGGGCGUGGCUGCCAGACCAGGAACUCUUCUGGACUUCAGGAGUCAGGAUUUAGCUGAACAGCUGACUCUGCUGGACUCUGAACUCUUCUGCAAGAUCGGGCUUCCAGAGGUGUUGCUGUGGUCGAAGGAGCAGAAUGAGGAGAAGAGUCCAAACCUGACAGAGUUCACCCAACACUUCAACAACGUCUCCUUCUGGGUUCGAUCUGUCGUCAUUCUUCAGGACAAACCUCAGGACAGAGAGAAACUGUUGCUCAAGUUCCUGAAAAUCAUGAAGCAUCUGCGGAAGCUGAACAACUUUAACUCGUACCUUUCCAUCCUGUCAGCGCUGGACUCCGCCCCCCUGCGACGCCUGGACUGGCAGAGAAGCACAGCUGAGGCUCUGGAGGAGUUCAGCUCUUUGAUUGACAGCUCAUCAUCUUUCAGAGCGUACAGAGCAGCUCUGGCUGAAGUGGAGCCUCCCUGUAUACCCUACCUGGGUUUGAUUCUUCAGGACUUGACCUUCGUCCACCUGGGGAAUCCUGACAUGUUAAUGACAUCAGAGGGCUCAAAGGUCAACUUUUCUAAACGCUGGCAGCAGUUCAACAUCCUGGACACUCUGAGGAGCUACCAGCAAGUUCCGUACGCUCUGCAGCCAAAUGAUGACAUCAUAUCUUUCUUCAAUGAUUUCAAUGAUCACCUGGCAGAGGAGGCAUUGUGGGACCUCUCUCUCAGGAUCCGCCCUCGAAAUGCCCCACGAGCCAAUCAGAGAUGACAGACCAAAACAGACUAAACUUGCACUGAGUUAACCUGAGCUAUCCUGGAACGUCACAAGGCUAGCCUGUGCUACCUUAAUGCUAACUUGUUGAUACUGAGGACUGAGGUGGAUCAACCUGGUGCUAACCUGAACUGGUGCUGAUGCCUGGCAACAGCCCCAAAAGGAAGCUAAUCUCAAGGAAACUAAUUGUGGCUAACAGUUUGUGCUAACAUGUGUUUAUCUAGACUGUUCCUGCAACAACGUCAACUGACAAAGUUUAGCUAGGUUUUAGCAGAAGUUAGCUUGGAGCUAGUCCCGGGUUAGCCAAGUGUAAUUCAGGUGUUAUCUGGGGUUAUCCUGGAGCUAAGCGGGGUUAGCCAGGUGUUAGCCAGGUGUUUUGGGGCUGAUGUGCACUCCUGGUGGGCGUGGCCUGUUCCUGUAUCUGACCUCAGAACUGUUCACAUAUUCAAAGCAAUAUCACAAUAAACAUCACUGUUUA
Epinephelus moara (kelp grouper) is the source of this 3582-nucleotide messenger RNA. RefSeq names its product rap guanine nucleotide exchange factor 1-like. Gene Ontology annotation, cellular component: plasma membrane. NCBI's taxonomy places the organism in Eukaryota, Metazoa, Chordata, Actinopteri, Perciformes, Serranidae. The record is from RefSeq and is a predicted model, not a curated record. Gene Ontology annotation, biological process: Ras protein signal transduction; positive regulation of GTPase activity. The coding region runs from base 159 to 3101 and encodes 980 amino acids. The transcript is spliced from 23 exons. Gene Ontology annotation, molecular function: guanyl-nucleotide exchange factor activity.